GCGGUAAGAUGAAAGACUCCUCUUGUUCACCUCAUCAUGAUGAGUUAUUUUAUUAACUACCUAUAUGCAUGACUUGGCUUAUGGGAAAAUAACUGCAUAUUCUCUCAUUAGACAACAAAGACGUCAGAUGAAAAAGCAACGGCAAGAGUUUGAAUAGAGAUUCACCGGUGUUUCCCUUCAUCGUUUUGAACUUGAACUUCGAUAUGACUCGUUGGUGGUACCAACGACCAGGUGUUGUCUAUUGCUUGUUCUUCUGCGUCGAUUAAUAAUGCAUAAUCUGCAAAGGGCGGACUCGGUGUCUGAUGAAGUCGAUUCAGUUUCCGGUUUCUUUCGCGGUACGAGGUCUGGCGAACCACCUUCAAAUCCAGUGCCAGUGGUUUCGGUUUCAGAUUGUAUCGGCGUGUCUCGACUCAUAUCAGCAGCAGGCAGGCGAUGGCAGAUUUUCAAGUCAAAGGAAGCCGACUGGAAAGUGGUCUGAAGUACGCCGCCAUUGACGUCGCCGUAGCAAAAAGAUGAAACGAGGUGCGGCGACCGCGGUCGUCAUCUCUUCCUUCUCUUUCACCGUGGAUGAUCAACCUCACCAAUGGAAACGACGCCGCGGUCGAGCUGCCCAACCGCCCGCCUUUCAUAUCUUUUGCCUCUUUUUCUUGCUCUGCAGCAAUGUCCUCCAUUGCUGCAAGCGAGCGUCGAAGAUGAUCUGCGAGCAAACCGCUACAUCUCCAAGCUCUGCUCCACAAGCGCAUAUGGGUUGUCCCCCAACUACGGGCCAAAUUUGGAGCAGCUAUUUCGCUCCCUGGUCGAUUCCGUUCCCUCCAGGGGCUACUACAACAACUCCGUCGGUGAAACACCCUACACUGCCUACGGCCUUGCUCUCUGCCGCGGCGACGUUCCCCCCGAUAUAUGCCGGAACUGCACAGCCGUCGCCGUCGAAAGGGUCAAGGUCGAAUGCCCAAAUAACAGGUCCGCCAUGAUAUGGUUCGAUCCCUGCUUCCUUCGCUUCUCUGAUCAGGUAUUCUUCGGGGGCCUUGAUCCGACUGACCGGAUCAUGUGGAAAGACCCCAAUUCGAGCACGGCCACAGUAUCUGCGGGGGUGGACGCGCAGGCGUUGAUUUACCCUUUGGUGAAGGCCGCUGCCAAUGACCCGAAGAGGUUUGCUACCAAGAUAGAGCCGCAAGACGGCUAUGUCAGCUAUGGCUUGGCGCAAUGCACCAGAGACCUCACCGCGGCAUCAUGUACUGUGUGCUUCCAGUAUGCUAUCGAAGAGAUUGCGAAGAAUUCCUCACUAGGCCAAGGAUGGCGGUUUCUUUCCCGGAGCUGCAUCAUCGGUUAUGACACCAAGCCUUUCUUUCUAACCUCAGCGGCACCUGUAGCGGCGCCGUCAUCGCCACCAGCGUUCGCACCUCCUACCGCAGUAGAAUCCCCACCAGUAGGAGGUAAAAGUGGUAACCAGAGGAGAACCGUGAUUGUCAUUUGUUCCACAGCGGGGUUCCUAUUGCUAGCAGUAGGAUUUUCCGUGUUGCUUUUCCGCUGCCGAAAGAGGAAAGAGCUUAAUGAGGAGCUACGAAGAUACAGCAAUGAGAUGGGUUCACUGGGUAACCUGAAUGAGGAUGAAAGAAACCAUGAGCUACCUCACUACAGCCUAAAAGCAGUGCAGGCAGCAACCAACAAUUUCUCGGAGGAGAAUAAGCUUGGAAGGGGAGGAUUUGGCCCUGUGUACAAGGGUGAACUCAGUGGUCGGAUUGUUGCAGUAAAAAGACUUUCUGAACGUUCUGGGCAAGGGUUGAAGGAAUUUAUGAAUGAAGUUAUAUUGAUCGCAAAGCUUCAACAUAAGAACUUGGUUCGUUUGUUGGGUUGCUGUGUAGAGCGGGGAGAGAAGAUGCUUAUCUAUGAAUUCAUGCCUAAUGGCAGCCUUGAUGCAUUUUUUUAUGACCCAGAGAAGCGUAAAGCAUUGGACUGGGAGAAGCGAUUCAAUAUAAUUAUGGGAAGUGCACGGGGAAUUCUCUAUCUUCAUCAAGAUUCCCGGCUCAACAUUAUUCAUCGGGAUCUUAAAGCAGGCAACAUUUUAUUGGAUGAGCAGAUGACGGCAAAGAUUUCUGACUUUGGAAUGGCCAGAAUCUUUAGUGGAGAUAAUGACCCAAAAGCCACCAAUAUCAUUGUUGGAACUCAUGGAUACAUGGCUCCGGAGUAUGCCAUAGAUGGGCACUUUUCCACUAAAUCUGAUGUCUAUAGCUUUGGGGUACUGCUCUUAGAAAUCGUCAGUGGUCAGACGUAUAGUGGAUUUCAUCUCUCUCAAAUGGGUUGUAGCCUGAUUGGAUAUGCCUGGAGUCUAUGGCGCACAGGGAGACUGUCAGAUCUCAUAGAUCCAGUGCUCGGAGAAUCAGCGCCAACAAGUCGAAUUUUAAAAUGUUCCCACAUCGGCUUACUAUGUGUUCAGGAGGACCCCGCAAGCAGACCCACGAUGUCAGCCAUUAUAAACAUGCUUGAAAGUGAUUCGCCAACACUUCCAACUCCGCGACAACCCCCUCUGGUUUUCAGCAAUUCUAGCAGUUCAAUGACCAGCGCAAGUGACUACUCUAAGAGUGGCAGCUCAAAUUCUCAAAGUUUGUCGAGGUUGAAGAACUCUAGAUGAGCAUGCCAUAUUUAUUUGCUUGAACUAAUCUACUUACGUGCUAAAGUGACCGUGCCAAUGUGCUCCAAUUUCUGCGAUAUUUGAUUGUCCUAUUUGUCAUUGCCACCGUCAAUUGUAAAGAACAUCUGCACGAUUGGGAAGGCUUACAACGAAGCCGUCUGGUAUUUUUA
Nymphaea colorata (pocket water lily) is the source of this 2799-nucleotide messenger RNA. Its product is annotated as cysteine-rich receptor-like protein kinase 15. Gene Ontology annotation, biological process: protein phosphorylation. The transcript has 7 exons. Gene Ontology annotation, molecular function: protein kinase activity; ATP binding. The coding region runs from base 584 to 2629 and encodes 681 amino acids. The record is from RefSeq and is a predicted model, not a curated record. NCBI's taxonomy places the organism in Eukaryota, Viridiplantae, Streptophyta, Magnoliopsida, Nymphaeales, Nymphaeaceae.